CGGGUCCAUUUCCACUCUCAACCAAGCAUCCUUGAUUUAUCAUUUCCUGAGUUCGCAGCACCACUUCCUUCCGAUACGACCAUGUGCGUUACCAACACUACCCACCGUCGCCCGCAGCCAAUCUCUCUGGCACCGAGCCAGUACGGGGCUUGCCCCAGCAUGCUUUCGCAGCGACUGUUGGGUUCGUACGCCGCGGCCACCGUGAGCGCUCCGGCAUCCCCGUCUCCGGCAGCUCCUCAGUACUACGCCACAACGAUUGUGACGGAAAAGCCUCGUCCCAAACGUCGUCGCAAGCCUCAGAAACCGGGCAAGACGGCCAAAAUGAAUGAACGCCACUUCGUCAAGCACAAUUAUCACGAUCACGCCAUGGAUACCGUGGAUGAUAUGGACGAUCACGCUGCGGAAGAACAGCAGCCCGAGGACGCCAGCCUACGCCGACGGGGCGGUGUCUCGGUUGCCUUCCCGCUCAAGCUGCACGCUGUGCUUGAUCAGGUGGAGGCGGAUGGACUAGCGCACGUGAUCUCGUGGCAGCCCCACGGACGAUGCUUUGUCGUUCACGAACCCAAAAAGUUUGUCGAUCACGUUAUGCCCAAAUACUUUCGUCAGACCAAGCUUACAUCCUUUCAGCGCCAGCUGAAUCUCUACGGUUUUUGCCGUCUAACCCGCGGCAACGAUUCCGGCGGCUACUAUCAUGAGCUGUUCCUGCGUAACAAGGUGUUUCUGUGCCAAAAGAUGAUCCGCACCAAGGUCAAGGGAACCCGCUUUAAGGCGGCUUCUAGCCCCGACCAGGAACCAGACUUUUACACCAUGCCUCCGGUAGCCGUGACCCCCGCGAACACGAGUGACGAAGAAAGUUCCUUUGAUUCGGGAAGUCGCGAAAGUGUGUCGUCUCUCCCUACCCAACCAACGACAAUGCCCUCUUUUGAUAUGUUUGCGACGAACUAUGCCGCUGUGCCGCAAAACAUUUCGCACGCGGUUCAAUCGUUCGAGCCCCGCGGUGCGUUUGCGCCUUUGUGCUUGCCGCAAGCCGACGACGCGGACCGAGUCCUCGACGAAGCCGUGGAGGAACUCUUCUUGAACGAAGCCAUUGCUAGUGACAGCCUCGACGACUUUGUCCAUGAUUGGGAUCCGUCCAACGAAGGGAACGAGGCCUACCUGGAUUCUUUACAAGACGACUGCCAGUUGGGUAUGAUGCUGGAACGACUACUUGAGGACUAACUCAUACACCUCGUUACUGCCGCUGUUGUACACUCGCACCCCCUUCCUCCAUUAAACUAUAUUUACUGUAAAAACACUCUUUUACCAUGGUCG
Messenger RNA from Phaeodactylum tricornutum CCAP 1055/1, 1311 nucleotides. RefSeq lists its product with no specific name. Bases 82 to 1218 code for a protein of 378 amino acids. The transcript is spliced from 2 exons. Lineage: Eukaryota; Bacillariophyta; Bacillariophyceae; Surirellales; Neidiaceae. The record is from RefSeq and is a predicted model, not a curated record. Gene Ontology annotation, biological process: regulation of DNA-templated transcription. Gene Ontology annotation, molecular function: DNA-binding transcription factor activity; sequence-specific DNA binding.